CUGCCUCCCCGUCCUGCGGCGCUGUGUGGGGUUCGCGCGAGCCGGGCACCGGGUCGGAAGCACUGAGCAGCUGUGCGCUGUGUUGCUGCAGGCCAUCGAGAUGGAGCUGCGGCAGAUGGAGGUGCAGCAGGCCAACCGGCACGUCUCCCUGCUCACCUCCUUCAUGCCGGACAGCUUCCUGCGCCACGGCGGGGAUCACGACUGCAUCCUGGUGCUGCUGCUCAUCCCGCGGCUCAUCUGCAAGGCGGAGCUGAUCAGCAAACAGGCGCAGGAGAAGUUCGAGCUGAACGAGAACUGCGCGGCGCGCGCGGGGCUGCGGGGAGCGGCAGGAGAGCAGCUGAGCUUCGCAGCGGGGCUGGUGUACUCGCUGAGCCUGCUGCAGGCCACGCUGCACAAAUACGAGCAAGCCCUGAACAAAUGCAGCGUGGAGGUGUACAAGAAGGUGGGGAUGCUGUACCCCGAGAUGAGUGUGCACGAGCGCUCCCUGGACUUCCUGAUCGAGCUGCUGCACAAGGACCAGCUGGAUGAGACGGUCAACGUGGAGCCCCUGACCAAAGCCAUCAAGUACUACCAGCACCUGUACAGCAUCCACCUGGCCGAGCAGGCUGAGGACUGCACCAUGCAGCUGGCCGACCACAUCAAGUUCACCCAGAGUGCCUUGGACUGCAUGGGGGUGGAGGUGUGCAGACUGCGCGCCUUCCUGCAGGCCGGGCAGGAGGCAUCCGACCUGGCCAUCCUGCUCAAGGACCUGGAGACGUCGUGCAGCGACAUCAGGCAGUUCUGCAAGAAGAUCCGGCGCCGCAUGCCGGGCACGGACGCACCGGGCAUCCCGGCAGCGCUGGGCUUCGGGCAGCAGGUGUCAGACACGCUGCUGGACUGCCGUAAGCACCUCACCUGGGUGGUGGCCGUGCUGCAGGAGGUGGCCGCUGCCGGCGCGCAGCUCAUCGCCCCGCUGGCUGAGAAUGAGGGGCUGCAGGCAGUGAAGCUGGAGGACUUGGCCUUCAAAGUCAGCGAGCAGAUCUACGGCACUCAGGGCAUCAACCCCUAUGAGUGCCUGCGCCAGUCCUGCAGCAUCCUUAUUGCCACCAUGAACAAGAUGGCCACGGCCAUGCAGGAGGGAGAAUACGAUGCUGACCGGCCACAGAGCAAACCCACCCCACCUGCUGAGCUGCGGGCAGCCGCUCUUCGGGCUGAGAUCACCGAUGCUGAGGGCCUGGGGCUGAAGCUGGAGGACAGGGAGACGGUCAUCAAGGAGCUGAAGAAGUCCCUGAAGAUCAAGGGUGAGGAGCUGAGCGAAGCCAACGUGCGCCUCAGCCUCCUGGAGAAGAAGUUGGACAGCGCGUCCAAGGAUGCCGACGACCGCGUGGAAAAGAUACAGACAAAGCUGGACGAGACCCAAACACUGCUCAAGAAGAAGGAGAAGGAGUUUGAGGAGACCAUGGACGCCCUCCAGGCUGACAUCGACCAGCUGGAAUCCGAGAAGGUGGAGCUGAAGCAGCGCCUGAACAACCAGUCCAAGAGGACCAUCGAGGGGCUGCGCGGGGCCCCCGCCUCCGGGGUCGCCUCCAUCGUGUCGGGCAUCGCAGGAGAGGAACAGCAGAGAGGAGUGGGAGCUGGGCAGGCAGCCGGGGGCAGCAGCACGGGGCCGGUGCAGGUGAAGGAUUCCCCCCUCCUCCUGCAGCAAAUCGAAGCGCUGCAGCUCUCCAUCAGGCACCUCAAGAACGAGAACAACCGCCUCAAGGGCGCACAGAUGAAGCUGGAGCUGGCCGGCCUGAAGCCCCUGCAGGUGGCCAAGGUGUCCCUCCCGCAGAGCAAGCAUGGGGAGGGCCUGGCCACGCUCACGCUGUACCGCAAGAGCACGCAGCUGCUGGAGACUCUGUACCAGAUGAGCACCAACGCCAAGGUGGUGGACACCAAGCAGACCAAGUCAGGACGCAGUGCGGCCGCGCGGCUGUUGGAGCAGACGGCCCGGCUGUGGGCCGUGAAGGGCAGCAUCGAGGCGCUGCGGGACGAGGCCAUGCGGGAGAUAGUGCAGGAGCAACCGGGCGCCGGCGUCCCCACCAGCUUCGGUGCGUUCCCCUCCUCGUCCUUCCUGAAGGCGCAGCGCGAGAAGGAGCAGGGCCUGACGCGUUUCGGCCGCGUGUCCAUCCCGUGCGCGCCAGGACACGGCCGGGAGCAGCGCGUGCUGCUCACCCCGGAGCUGCUGCUCCAACUCCAGCGGCACUUCGUGGUGUAGGACCCCCUCGGAGCAUCGCGUGUCCCCCCCGGCGGAGAAACCCCCCCGUUCCCCUCCCGCCCAAUAAAGCCUCGUGCAGCCA
Lagopus leucura (white-tailed ptarmigan) is the source of this 2318-nucleotide messenger RNA. RefSeq names its product dynactin subunit 1 (gene DCTN1). Gene Ontology annotation, cellular component: microtubule associated complex; axon; spindle pole. The transcript has 17 exons. Lineage: Eukaryota; Metazoa; Chordata; Aves; Galliformes; Phasianidae. The record is from RefSeq and is a predicted model, not a curated record. The annotation marks the transcript as partial. Gene Ontology annotation, biological process: establishment of mitotic spindle orientation; nuclear migration.